Molecule: messenger RNA, 1188 nt
Organism: Lodderomyces elongisporus
Lineage: Eukaryota; Fungi; Ascomycota; Pichiomycetes; Serinales; Debaryomycetaceae
Exons: 1
Coding region: 1-1188 (395 amino acids)
Source: RefSeq, a predicted model, not a curated record
AUGGUAACUACUUUAGAGCUCGAGACUCACAACAAGUUGAAUCGUUUAAAUAUUUACUUUGAAGAUAAGAGAUGUCGUGGCAAAAGUUCUGGUAGGAACUCGUUAAACCACCCACUAGUUCGAGAACACAACCACAAACUUUGUCAAUUACAACCAGCCGAAGUCUUUGAAAAAGGCUUGGGAAAUAAAAGGUUACUGCUAUUAUCUGAACAUAAAUCUUUAAAGAAAAAAAUAAAUGCCACUAACAACAGCAAUGAUUGUUAUGAUGUUAAUGUUGAUGUUGAUGUUGAUGUUGAUGCUGAUGUUGAUGCUGAUGUUGAUGCUGAUGUUGAUGUUGAUGUUGAUGUUGAUGUUGAUGUUGAUGUUGAUGUUGAUGUUGAUGUUGAUGUUGAUGCUGAUGUUGAUGAUGUUGAAAAUCAUGAUGAUAUCCAUUUUGCUCAAAUGGCAAACAGAAAAUCUAGAAAAUUCUUUACCAAAAGACCAUUUUUUCCAACAUUACUACCUUCUUCUUCUUCCUCUCCCUUGUAUUCAUCAUCAUCAUCGUUCCAUGACGUAUCCACUAUUAAUAUAAAAGGUUGCAAAAUAGCAAAUGACAUGAAUUCCCAACGUAUGAAAAGAUCGAGCUUUAAUAAAGAAAAUAUUUAUAAUGUGGAAAAUACUGAAAUCGUUAGUGAAAAAGAUCAACAGAUUACGACGUGUAGAAAAAGCAAAAUCUAUAAACAUAGUUAUCACCAUAGUUACAACGAUAUCUUUAAGAAAGGCUGUGGGAAUAACCAAUUUCACCUACCUAAACCGUAUUCACAACCUAGCCAGUAUUUGGACUCUGGUUCAAGCACGAGAACAGGGCAAAGAAGCGAUUAUUUGUUGAAUAGUGAAAUAUUCUCAUCAAAGAGGUCAUCAAGUUUGGUAACUCCAUGUUCAAACGUUGAAAGAGAACAAAAAAAGGGGGGAAUGGGAAAGGGAAUAAAAAGAAAAAGAAAAAGAAAAAGUGGAGGUAGAAUGGGAGACUCCUUGUAUACUACUACCACAACAUUGCUUAAAAGACAACGUGGUGAACAACAUGACCUAAUGUUUGCUUUCCCGGCUAAAAUAAUUGAUGAUUCAAGCUCAAGACCAAAGCCGUUAAAAAGAUUCAAAUCAAAGUCGCUGUGCGACUUGGUGUUCCCCAAUUUAAACUUUAAAAUUUGA